UUUCCGUGUGAUGCUCAUUGACGGUAUGUUUGCAACCUCUUGUCAUGUCGCUCUAUUAUCUUUCGACGCAAGGCACUGGAAUACAAUAAAGACCAUGCCACUUGAGUCCGGUAUUUGUAUGACGGCAUAUUUUCAGCAAGGGGGUUAUUUCUGGAGUCAAAGUUAGCAAACUCUUGUGUCCAACUUUGAGGCACAUCGUGCGCCUGUGUAAAUGACAAGAUGCUAACACAGAAAGUGUUUUUUCUGUCACACUAAUAGGUAAAUUCUUACAUUAAGGUCAUUUACCAAACAUUUACAUGGCGCAAGAGUUGGACCUAAAUCCUGAUACAGACGACCUUCCACUUUGUGCCAAUACGAACCACAUUCUAGUCAGGCACUAUGCAUUGGACCUAACUGUUCAUUUUGAUAGAAAAGUCAUCAGUGGUAGUGUGGUUGUCUUUCUGGAGCCUACAGCUUCAGCAGAGGAUGCAAGCAAUUUGUCAGAGACUAUUGGCUCUUCACCUCAAAGUGACUUCACUUUAGUGUUGGACUGCUGUGACCUCAAUGUGUCAAAGGUCGAGCAAGUCGAUGUGGCAUCCUUGUCAGCCGCCUUCCCCGGGGUCUCUCCUAAUGACCUCGUCCACAAACUGGUCUCCAUGCCUUCCACUCACUGGAGGCAGCAGCAGGAACUCUUCUCCACAUGCAGCCGUGCCCCCGCCGAGCGGGAUGGUGGCUCGCUGCAAUUUUGCACAGACCGCUGGAGUCUGCAGGUUUGGAAGCGGGGGGUGUCCUCUCCGCGGGCAUUCCCACAGACACUCAGGGUCUGCUAUGAGACGAGUCCGAUGGGUUGCUCUGUGAGGUGGACCAAGGACCAGGAUGACAGGGCGUGUGUGUACACUGCCGGCUCGCCUAUCAACAACAGAGCGCUCUUCCCCUGCCAGGAGCCACCUGUUGCCAUGUCAACGUGGCAGGCGACAGUGCGGGCCCCCCACGAGUGUGUGGUCUUGAUGAGCGGAGAGGAGCAAGUUGCACCGACUGAGGAUGGCGACACAAGUUUCUCAGUUUGGCAUUACUACGUCACCAUGCCCAUGCCUGCAUCCACCUUCACCUUGGCAGUGGGCCACUGGCAGCAAGUCACUCUGGAGUCCGUUACUGUGUCCUCAAAGGGAGGUUCAAGCAGUGGAGUAGUAAAAACUUCUGUGCUGCUCCACAUUGGCAGUGGAGACCCAACCGCCUCUGAUCUUUCAACCAUGUUGGACGACGGCUUCCCUUGUUCUCAUAGCGACUACCCUUGUCGAUUCACAGAAGGGCUCGUAAUAUCCCAGCGUGUGAUCCCGCAUCGUGUGUUCGCCCCCGUCAGCCUGCUGCGGGAGGCCCAGAUCGGAGUCCUCGCGCUGUUGCCGCAAUGUUUAGCUGCAUCUCACGCUGUUCUGGGAGUCCAUCCCUUUCCCCGCCUCGAUGUUCUCAUUGUGCCACCAGGGUUUUCCAGUCUGGGAAUGGCCAGCCCCCAUAUCAUUUUCCUGUCUCAGAGCGUGCUGCAUGUCGGGAGCUCGUCUUCGGGAAUAAACAACCGGUCUUUGUGUGGGUCCAGGCUGUGCCACGAGAUUGCCCACUCUUGGUUUGGCCUGGUUAUCGGUGCCAGAGACUGGACAGAGGAAUGGAUCAGCGAGGGUUUCGCGACCUACCUGGAGGAUAUUAUCUGGGCCCAAGCACAGCAACUGCCUGUGCAGGAAACAGCGGAACAGUCCAACUUGAAGGCGCUCCUACGCUGGAGAAGACUCUCUGACGAGUUGCAGAAUUCAGGACAGGAGCUUCAGAUCCUCAGACCUAACAUGGAGAAAACAGGCCAGGUCAGCGAGUCUGGCUCUUCCACAGUUAAACAUGCACUCAACCCUGACAAGUCCUUCUUGCAAGUCCACUACCUCAAGGGCUACUUCCUCCUCAGGUUCUUGGCCAGUCAAGUAGGAGAGCAACCAUUCAUCAAGUUCUUCAGAUUAUUUGUGAAGAAAUACCACGGCCAACUCAUUUUGUCUCAGGAUUUCCUGCAAAUGCUGCUGAGUACCUUCCCUGACCUUGCAAGAAAGGGCCUAACGCUCCGUGCUGUUUAUGCCGACUGGCUCGAUCAACCGGGAAUUCCCAAGUGGCUGCAGGAAAGGAGCGCCGUGUGGUCCCGCUCGACGCUGGUAGAGGAAGUCAAGGCGGAGGUUGCAAAAUGGAUUCUCUUCAGUCGGAGUCAUCAAGGGAAGGGCAGAAAGCGGAAGCGAUCGCAGGCCAACAAGGUGAACUACAAAGAGGUGACAUCGGAACAACUUGUGCUGCUUUUGGAGCUUCUUUUAGAAGAAACUGAGCUGAGCACGUACACGUUGUGCACUCUGGCUCGCGCCUACAACUUGCAGAAUCAAGACGCUGAGGUGCGACAUCGCUGGUGCGAGCUGGUGGUCAAACACGGCCAUGCUCAGGCUUAUGGUGAUGUGGAGCACUUUCUGCUUCAUGAUCAAGCCAUGGGUGUGUAUCUGUACGGAGAGCUGAUGGUUAAGGAGGACGCCGAGCAGCAGGCGCUGGCUCGUCGCUGCCUCUCAUUGGUCAGUGAGGAAAUGGACCAAUCAGCGCGCAGCGUGGUGGAGGAGAUGGUGCUGUAACCGCUACAGGCUGCUGACAACAUACGGAGAUGACAGGAGUUUGGGGUCGUGCGAAGGUUGAGUACUCGUGGCGAACACCGGAAUGUUGCGGCGGUCUCCGACUCCCCCAGCCAAGAUUUCUUGCUGACUGGGGAGGCACAGUUAAAAAUAAGAAAUAGAAAACAAGUUUUCUCCUGUAACAAUAGUCCAUAGUGACUUCUGUAGUCUGUAGUAUUUUUAUAUGUGAAUGACGAGAAAAUAAAGAUGUUCUGGAAAA
Molecule: messenger RNA, 2874 nt
Organism: Dunckerocampus dactyliophorus (ringed pipefish)
Lineage: Eukaryota; Metazoa; Chordata; Actinopteri; Syngnathiformes; Syngnathidae
Gene: aopep
Product: aminopeptidase O (putative)
Exons: 17
Coding region: 297-2618 (773 amino acids)
Cellular component (GO): nucleolus
Molecular function (GO): metalloaminopeptidase activity; zinc ion binding
Source: RefSeq, a predicted model, not a curated record